Messenger RNA from Somion occarium, 1311 nucleotides. Lineage: Eukaryota; Fungi; Basidiomycota; Agaricomycetes; Polyporales; Cerrenaceae. The record is from the annotation of a GenBank genome assembly.
GUGCACCUUCACUUACGACCUCCACUCAAAUCCUCGACCCUUGCUCUCGUUGCACAAUCUUUCUGUCUUAAUAUUUCAACAAUGGCAUCUGCGGAAGUAAAUGUUCCAUUCUUCAAAAAGAAAGGGAGAGGAAGACCAACCACUAGUCGGAAACGCUCUACGUCUCCUCAACCUACAGCUCUCGCCGUUCCUGUUCCAUCGUCCUCGAAAUCAGAGGUAGUCCUUCCCUCGCGCAAGGCUGCGGCAAAUAUUCUUAGUGCUGGCACAAAGCGUACAUCUUCACAGCGUCAGAGGGACGACUUGAACGACGAGGAACCGACAAGAGAGGGCCCUGACGUGAAGUGGACAGCGCAAGGAUCCCAUUCUCAUGCUGCCUUGGAGAUACUCGCUGGAGACGAGGCCGAGGAAAUGCUUAGGAAAAGACAGAAGAAGGGUGACGCUGAGGAUGAGGAGGGUCCAGACGAUAAUCUUUAUAGAGGGCAGAAGGCGUACAAGAGCCACAUAAAGAAGAACACUGAGGUGCCGAAAGCUAUGCGCGUUGGUCCUCAGAGGUCGUCGAAUAGCACCAUCCGUACAGUCACUAUUGUGGACUAUCAACCUGAUGUGUGCAAAGAUUACAAAGAAACUGGUUAUUGUGGUUUCGGUGAUACAUGCAAGUUCUUGCAUGAUCGUGGUACCUAUCUCGCCGGAUGGCAGCUCGAUAAAUUGGCAGAGAACCCUCAAAAACAAGUAGAGGAUGAGUCAGAUUCUGACUCGGACGAAGACAUCCCCUUCGCCUGUCUGAUUUGUCGGAAACCAUACACCGACCCUGUCGUCACCCGCUGUGGUCAUUACUUCGAUUCGGCAUGUGCAAUCAAACGUUUCGCAAAGACACCGAAGUGUGCAGCAUGCGGAGCGCCGACCGGCGGUAUAUUCAAUCGGGCAGAUAAGGUGAUUGAGAAGAUGAAAAAGAAGAGAGAGGAGGACGAUGCUGAGGUUGCUGGAACCGGCAACGAACCUGGAGGUGACAGUGGAGGUGUGCAGAUCGAAGGUCUUAACAACGAAAGUGACGAUGAGAGUGAUGAGGAGUGAUGGAUGCUCGCGUACUAGGUUCGGCUUCUUGGACAAUGGCUUCUUGCAUCGCUGACUUAUUUGACUUUUCGUGUACUUUACAUAUUAUUUUACGUGCACAACGCAGGACCGGUAUCAUACAGGGUCUCCACUAUGCAAUUAGUCGGUAAUCAGUAUUGCGAUCAAUACGGCGAGACAGCCGUCAACGUACGUCCUGCGAAUGACGGAAAGACCAAGAUGAACCUGGGAUGUUUGACCAAU